UGCUCCGCAUUGCAUCGAGUCAAUGUCACCGCCGGUGACAGCACUGCCCCACCUCUCCGCAACGAGUUUAGGAAACUCGAGAUUCGUUUCGUCCGAGCAAAUUGAGCAUUUUGGUUCUGAGUCUGAAUCUGAUAGAUUCGAUUCCCGACCCGCCGGAAAACCCGACCCGCCGAGCACGCAGGCACCCAUGAUCUAACCAGAUCUUAUCUGAUUCCUUCAGAUCUCUGUCUCUCCCUCUCUCCGUUGCCCAUCUCCAGCAUCAAUCCAUCCAAGCACGAAUUCCACCCGCGGCAAAAUUCGUCCUUGAGCUCUGCCCAUUUCAUCUUUCGAGUCGGCGGUCAUCUGGGUAUCGGAAAUCUCGCGCCUUGCUUCGGCGAUCGACCCGCCUGGUUGAUGCUUCGACCCGGAUCCUAGCGAUCGGAGCGGGUUGGAUCGGAGCUCCCCGGCGGCCGGAAUCGAGAUGGGAUCCUCUCACUCGGUCCAGGAAGUGAGGGACGAGGACGAGAGCCAAGAGGGAGAAGACGGCGACGAGGAGGAAGAGGAUGAGGAGGAGGAAGACGAGAAUGCGGUGCUCAGCAGGAGCGAGUUGAGCAAUACCCACCUGGUGAAGAAGGUCCUGGAGCAAGAGCCGGAGAUGUUGCCGUGCUACGCGUCGGCGUCGCCGCUCUCCCCGCAGCUCUCCACCCUCGGGACGCCGCGGAUGGGGCCGUCGAUCAAGGUCUGGGACCCCUACAACGUCCUCGCGCCGCCCCCGCCGCUGCCGCCGCCUCCGCCGGUGUUCUCCCGGAGCUUCUCCUCGAGCACGAUGGAGGAGGACCGGGGCGCCGUCACGACGGAGGUGUUCUUGAUCAGCCAGGGCGAGUGCGAGGCCAGUUUGAGGCCGGAUUUGGUUGGCGGGCGGUGCGCUGCCGCGGGGCUGACAACCAACGGGAAGCGGCAGGCCAGGGCCUUGGCCGUGCUGCUGAAUUCGCACGGUGUCCGGUUCGGCGCGGUUUAUUCUUCGCCGCUGGAUCGAGCAAGGUCGAUGGCAGCUUUCGUUUGUCAGGAAAUGAAUUUUUCCUUGGAACAGAUUCAGUUGUCAGAUGCGCUUACAGAGAUGAGCCAAGGUCAAUGGGAGGGAUGUCCUGUGUCAGAAGUAUAUACACCUGAAAUUUUGGGUGUAAUGGAGAGACUUCAGCCUGAUUUUUCUGCGCCGGGUGGAGAGUCACUUAGGGAGGUGGAGUUCAGAAUGGUUCACUUCUUAAAUGGAACCGUGCUCGGUCUGCACGAGAAGUUGCGCUUGGAUUUCUCUCUCCACGGUGCAAAUGAGAACCAUCGAUACUCCCACCAGAAUGCAUAUGCUUCAUCUAAUUUUAUCGGCGACCGAGAUGGUCCUUCCCUCCCAUCACCCCGCUCCGAUUUGCUUCACAGGCACCGGCAGGGACUUGCGAAGAAAAAAUCUGGGAAGAGCAGGCUUCAGUAUGUAACUACUACCGGAGAUCAUGAUCCCGAAGAUGAAAAUUCUCCUCAGGAAGUGCAUCCCCAGAACACACUGCACGAUCUAAGUGAAAGGAGCUCUCUUUCCAGUAUUGCCUCUUGUGUCGGUAUAUUUACGCAUCCAACUGCGAUAAAGUGUCUAAUCACAGGGAUUAUGGGUUGCAGUCCGCUAAUGUCUCAUAAGAUCUGCGUGGAAGAUUCCUCAGUAACAGCCUUACAACAUUCCUGGAAAACGGGGUGGCAGAUAAAAAGAUUAAACGAUACCUCGCACCUGAGGCUCCUUUAGAUGGAGAACUUGACAGACACAAAGCUCGGUACCGAGAAGAUUGGGGAUUGAUUAUCGAGUUAUGGUUUAUGUUUUGGAUUUGUAUGUUUGAGUGAUUCUUUUGACCUCUGCAAACACUUGCAUUGAUGUUGUAAUCUAUCAUAUAUUUAUUCCUCCAUGUUCGUGAA
This is a messenger RNA of Syzygium oleosum, 1929 nucleotides long. RefSeq lists its product as uncharacterized. The transcript has 2 exons. Bases 461 to 1762 code for a protein of 433 amino acids. The record is from RefSeq and is a predicted model, not a curated record. Lineage: Eukaryota; Viridiplantae; Streptophyta; Magnoliopsida; Myrtales; Myrtaceae.